Molecule: messenger RNA, 1067 nt
Organism: Condylura cristata (star-nosed mole)
Lineage: Eukaryota; Metazoa; Chordata; Mammalia; Eulipotyphla; Talpidae
Gene: ANGPT2
Product: angiopoietin 2
Exons: 4
Coding region: 18-1067 (349 amino acids)
Source: RefSeq, a predicted model, not a curated record
UCCCGCAGGACAGCAGGAUGUGGCGGCUGCUUCUGCUGGCCGCGGGCUGGGAGCUGGCCGCAGCCGCCGCCCACAGCGGCUUUCGCAAGGGCGGCGAGGCGGCGGGGAGGAGGCAGUACCAGGUCCAGCACGGCUCCUGCAGCUACACCUUCCUGCUGCCCGAGGCGGACAACUGCCGCCCCCCGGCCGGCGCCUACGACGCCGUGCAGAGGGACGCCCCGCCCGACUACGACGGCUCGGUGCAGCGGCUGCAGGCGCUGGAGAGCAUCAUGGAGAACAACACGCAGUGGCUGCUGAAGCCGGCGCAGAGUGGCCCGGGGGCCCUGGGGGCCGGCUACCGGACACCCCGCAACAGCCCGGGAGUGACCACAGGGGAGCGGACGCAGAGGGAGAGCAGGCGGGCCGGGCCCCAGCGGGUCAGCGCCCUCCCUGAGCGGCGGCUUCUCCCGACUGACCGACGCCUGGGGCUGGGGACAGCGGGCGCCGGCCAGCCCUUCGUUGCGCAGAAGCGCUGGUGGUUCGACGCCUGCGGCCCCUCCAACCUGAACGGCGUGUACUACCCGCAGCGGCAGAACACGAACAAGUUCAACGGCAUCAAGUGGUACUACUGGAAGGGCUCCGGCUACUCGCUCAAGGAAUGGAGACCGGAAGCGCGUGUCGCCGUGGGAAACGCUGACUCGCAGCCCGUCAGCACCGCACCGGCGGCCCACCACGACGGGAAGCCCGCGGUGCCGGCCGACCUUGGCAGCGCGCUCGGAAGCCAGAGGAGACCCGGCUCCUUCCAGCUGAUGGCGCUCGGGGCCCCGACAGGCACCGGUGUGCCUGGGGCUGAGCCUGACUCUGGCAUCGAGGUGCUGUGCCGCUUUGACCCAGACGCUUCAUCUGGGCGACGGGGCCCGCAGCGCCGCUGCGUCUCGCCUCAUCCCGCCCCACGAGAGGCGGCGCGGGUCUCCCUGUGCGCGGCACUCGGCCUGUUUCUGCGAAACGCCAGGAGUUUUCCUUGCACACGAAUGAGCCAGAAGCGCGUUUCAGGACGUGGCUCUGGCCAGAACUCCGCCGGCAGCUGA